This is a messenger RNA of Microthlaspi erraticum, 264 nucleotides long. NCBI's taxonomy places the organism in Eukaryota, Viridiplantae, Streptophyta, Magnoliopsida, Brassicales, Brassicaceae. The record is from the annotation of a GenBank genome assembly.
AUGGAGAAGAAAGCAAAUGGUGUUGAUGGGAAGAAACCGGGUCGGGUCCUCGACGGACCCACCAACCCAAUGGUUACGCCUCUGCUCAACGAUCUCUACCAAUUCACCAUGGCUUAUGCUUACUGGAAAGCCGGCAAACAAUCCGAACGAUCCGUGUUUUAUUUGUAUUUUCGUCAGCCUUGGUUCGUCUGUACAGCACCGAUCGAUUGUCUUUGCUGUUGCCUAAAGAGCGGAGUCACUCGCAGACAUAUCUUCGAUGCCUGA